Messenger RNA from Magnusiomyces paraingens, 4092 nucleotides. RefSeq lists its product as uncharacterized. Gene Ontology annotation, molecular function: guanyl-nucleotide exchange factor activity; phosphatidylinositol binding; SNARE binding. The transcript has a single exon. NCBI's taxonomy places the organism in Eukaryota, Fungi, Ascomycota, Dipodascomycetes, Dipodascales, Dipodascaceae. Bases 1 to 4092 code for a protein of 1363 amino acids. The record is from RefSeq and is a predicted model, not a curated record. Gene Ontology annotation, biological process: early endosome to late endosome transport. Gene Ontology annotation, cellular component: tubular endosome; transport vesicle; late endosome.
AUGGCACCUGUGAAUCAACCUCCAUCGUCGUCGCCAUAUGCCAAUCUCUUUCUCCAUACUCUUUUCUUCAAUCCGGAACCCACUCCUAUAGUUCGCAAACUUCGCACGUAUUUUCAGGAUCCCGGCCGGUUUGCUCGUAAUGUUAUUGUUGUUCCGCCACUUAUUUUAGAAUGGGCCGUUGAUUCCGAUUCUCACCAACCUUUUACCGACAUUAUUGCCACAAACGAGGAUUUUAUAGCAUCACACGUUCUCAUAAUUCCACCAGAUUCAAAAUCAACGGAUCGGUCACGUCGGCUACUGACUUUUAAUAAUAAAACAAUUUUUUCAUUCAAAGGGUUUUUGCAGACAAAUGCAGGGUUCAAGAUCCACUUCAACAGCAAGGUCCUUAAUGAGUACAUUAUCACACCAAGCUCACCAUACCUUCCAGCAGACAGUCAAUUUGUUGUAUAUGAAGUCGCAUAUCCUCUAGUCGGUCGGCCCACUUUCCCAAGUCUUUCCAGCAUAGAUUUAACAUUAACACCAUCACAGCAAGAGCAGUUUGAUUUGCAAUUGAUUCCUCCGCCAGAAUAUUUUGGCGUGGAUUUGGAUAAGAUAAAAGGUGAUCUUAAAACGCGCCGCGACUAUAAAUUACUUCCAAUCGUCUACACUAAAGACAUUUCCAAAGCAGAUUUGGAACUUUUACAGAUCAUAAAUACGUUUUCUAUUGACGCUGUUUCGUCCACUCAAAACCUUGUAAACCUUUACAAUACCACAAUUGAAGAAUCAAUGAAAGCAUUUUCUUCAGUUGGUAGUUCUACACUUAACAAAAUCAUUAAUGAGACGGGUCUUUCGUCUCAGGAUAUUGGCCAAAUGGUUGGGGAGUAUGUCGAAACACAGUUACAUCAGCAAUUUUGGGAAAAAACAACACAAUUACACCAAAAAAAAGAUGCGGUUAUUGCUGAUUUGUGCUGGGAGAUGAAAGACAUUAGUGUGGAACAAUUAGAUAUUCCUGUUUCCGACAUGACAGUUUUGUUUGAUUUGGACGAUCUGGUAACUCAAGCAGUUAAACUUUUCUCAUCAUUGACAUCGGUGUCGAGCGUCGCUGAAAAGGAGAAGGUGCUACUUUCUGUGGUUCAAAUAUUAAGCAAUGGCACACCAGACCGGGCGAUUACAGCUGAAAAGGAUCUACAUCACGUUACCAAGUGCUCUGUGCAUUACAAUAUGGAGCUGAGCCAUAACCAUAAGCUGAAGAACUCGAUGAGUGCGGAUACGUUUGUGUCUCUUAUGAUUAUGGUGAUUGUGCGAUCUGAGAUGGUCAAUAUUCAUAGUUUACUAUUUUACAUUCGAAAAUUUUCAUUCAAUGAGGUGGAAAUGGGUCACCUUGGGUACGCUCUUUCCACGCUUGAGGCAGCGGCGUACCAUAUUUCGAACCAUGGAAAGAAGAUUGCCAAAUUGUCACAUUUAAAUAAGAGAUUUUUCGAGUGCUUGCCAUCACCAUCGCAGACCAAAGAGUUUAUAGAAACAUUACGACAUAACAAGCCAAAGUAUUGGAAGUCUGUUAUUCGAAGCCGAUCUCACAAUAAUUUAACUGCAUUAACAACUGUGCUACAAGAGUUGGCAAAGAAUGGGACUUUUGUGGAUGAGAUCCUUGAAUUUUUAAAUUAUUUGUUUGAUUUACAAGACGACAAUGGCGACGAAGUUUUUGAUAUCGGGUUUGUUAUUGGAGACCGAGAUAGCCAAGGAUCAUCGUUAUUUUUAUUAGCAUUAGACACAGAGGAUGCGGAUGUGAUAUUUUCUGUGUUGGGCAAGAUUGACCCCCUUAAUGAUUGCGAAAUGGCGCAGUAUUUUGCGCGUGUCAAUAAUAUGAAACGGUCAGUCGGGCACUAUAUUUUCCAUGCACACUGGUUAAUUCCUGAGAUUGGACACCUUGUGGACUGGGAGCAACGUGAUCUUGCAGGUCAGUCGCCAUUAUUUGCACUGUGCCGGUGCUACGACCACCCCAACUACAGCGAUCUUGUUGAGUUUAGUUUAAAGGCAUGGGAAAAGUCACCCAAGAGUCAAAAGCCGCUGAAUUUGAUGGCACAUCAAGAUUUAAAAGAUAAUACACUACUGCAUAUUGUCAAGAGUCCUGAAGCUGUUAAGCAUUUACUAAAGUAUGAAAGUAUAGAUGUGAACUGGCCAAACGAAGCUGGGUUUUCCCCAUUAAUGGUCUACAGCAAGUUUUCGAGGCUGGAGGCGCUACAAGUACUUUUGCAAGAUGAGCGGGUUAAUAAGCUUCAAGAGAGUGCGAAUGGGACCAAUGCGCUUGAAAUUGCAAAAGAAUCAGAUACAAUCCGGUAUCUUGAAAGUGAGUACAUUCCUGAAGAAGACCGGAGCAUGUCGUUGACUGCGGUGAUGACCAUGUCUUUAAGUCCUGGUAAUGGGUUUAAUGGUGGAGCCAGUGAUACUGCAACAUGUGUGCUACGAACUUCUUUGAGUAAAGGUCGGCUGUAUUUCAUUAUUACAACGGGGAAGAGGGGAGAUCCAGGAAGCGUGAUUUCAGUUCGACGGUCUUUUGAUGACUUUAAGUUUUUAGCCAAGUGGCUUGGGUACGAGAACCCUUACUCAUGGGUACCACCACUGCCUGUUCCUUCAGGUGGGAGUGGGCCCAAAGUUUUGCAUGGGAAAACCGUGUACCAACUUUUUCAUGAGAUUCAAACGCGGCUCAAUGUUUUUUUGAGAACUUUGAUGGCCCAUCCGACAUUUGGUGCGCACGAGUUGCUAUGGGAAUUUGUGCUUGUACAAGACAUUUCACGAGAUUCGGUGAUUGAACGGUGCCGGAGGAAGCUGCAGAAUGCACAGGAGAGCCAGAUGGAGAAAGAAGCUGCGGCUGCGUCAUUAUCGUCUGUGUCGUCGUCCGCUUCGUUGUCGUCGUUGUCACCGUCGUCAAUUUCGGUGGUGACACCUGUGACAAAAUCAGGGGGGGCAGAGGAGGAGGAGGAGGAGGAGGAAGGGGAGGAAGAGGAGGGAGAGGAAGAGCAGGGGGAGAAUGGUAAAGUGUCAUCUUCAGGAGGACCUAGGGCCACGCGGCCUGGGGGGCCACUUGGACGCACGUGGUCAAUUUCAUCAGUAUCUUCGGACACUGGGGAAGAGGAAGAGGGGGAGCGAAGGGCAGGUGAAAGAGAAGAAGAAUUAAAACAGACGUUACUUGCAAGGAACCAAAAAACACAAGCUACGUUACGAGAGGAGAAGGCACAGCGAGAGCGACAGCAACGGAAACAGGGGGGUGGAGCAGGAAGCGCGGUAUUUUUUUAUCGAAGCGAGGACUUGGAGCCGAUUUCGUAUUUCUUGGAGUAUGCUCAGGAGCAGUUGACUGGUCUUGGACAAUCGACGGAAGCGUUACAUCAGGGAGCACAGAAAAUGUGCCUUGCAGUUGAUAGUCAUAAUGAAGCUGUGGAGGAGUUUUUCAAAAUGAUUUCAAGAUUUGCAGGGGUGAUGAGUGGUAGUAGUAGUGGUAGUAGUGGUAGUAGUGGUGGAGGAGGAGGAGGAGGAGGAGGAGGAGUUGAUGGAGAAGACGGUCAUGAAGUUACUCGACGUAAAACAGCCAUGCUAGGGUUAGAGUACCCACGACAGGCGUACUCUGAGCUGAGUGUGUCGCUCAAUAGUCUUGCACAGAUAGUGGAAUCUGGGGCACGUACAUUGGCGGCCCCCCUUGCGAUGGUAAGUCAGUUAGGUGAACGAGAGACAGCUUUAGGGGUAUUACACCGACAGGCUGAGAAGCUAGCAGGAGGGGCUGGGGAAGGUAAUGAAGGAUCAGGAGGGUCACGAAGUCCAUGGGCAGCGCUGAGCGCUGGGAUGAGUAGAGGGUUAAUGUUUGAAGAGAAGCGAGUCCGGGAGAUGAAUGAAACCAAUGACCGGAUCUAUGUAUGUCAGAAUGAGAUUAAUCGGUUGUCGACGGAUAUUCACCGGUACCAUGAGACGCUGGCGUCGGAGGUUGGCGCGUUGUUGACGGUUCAUGAGGCGGAACUGAGGAGACAUAUUAGAACAUUUUCAGACCAUGUGUUGCAUUCACAUAAAACUUCGUUGGACCGGUUACAACGGGUGCGGAGGGAGAUUCUUGAUGAGAGGAAGUGA